UGCCGGCCGGGCCGGGCCGGGCCGGGCCGGGUGCCGCCGCACCGCCCCGCCGCAGGAAAAGCUGUUCUCCCCUUCGCUGGAGGGCCACGGCGCAGCUUUCCAGUCUCCGCACGUGAGGAUUUCUGUGUGAAUCAAAGCAGAAUGGAUCGCUAUCGAUAUUUCAUCUUUAACCAGAGGAACAUGGUCGUGCUGGGUCUGUUCCAGAUAGCCUUCAGCACGGUGUGCGUCGUCAGCGGGUUCACAGAUGGCAUUUUCAGAAUGGAGUCUCAGCUGGGCAAAACCAGAGCUCCAAUUUGGGCUGGGAUGGUGAUGGGAGUCCCAGGCGUCCUGGCUUUGUUUUCCUCUCAGAGGAAGAAUCCAGUUCUUGUGAAUGUGCUAGUAGUCGCUUCCAUAAUCUCUUGUGUUGCCAUCCUCAUUGUAAUAGUUUAUAGCUCCCUCACACUGAACUAUGGUGAAGAGGAGGAGCUGAGCUCUGCCCCAGUCCAUGUUAUCCAUACAAAGUUCGUACUUAAUAAAGUAGUCAAGGGUGCUAGCGUAGCCAUGCUAGCUGCAUCUAUCUGCAGUGCUUUUGUUGUGCUGGUGAUGGCUUACUUGGGAUGCCGGAGUCUUCCACGCUGCUCGUGCUACGACAGUGUAACUGGGAUGGAAUGGUUGCAACCUAGUGAGGACCAAAAUCAGGCUGUGGAAAUGGUUUGCGCUGUACAAAGUCCUGGGGGCAGAAUUUUUAACUUUCCAGAUCGGUUUCCAGCCCAGGACUUAGAUGCAGAGGAAGACGCAUCCAAACCUCCACCGUAUAUCAGAAUGGCUUGAAAAAGUGGUCGAACAUUUUAAAGCUACUAGUCUAAAAAUGUGGCAAGACAGAUGUAAGAAGUUCUUCAUCUUUAAAGAUGGUUAAGCACUUUUCCUUGGCCUUUUGAAAAACACACCCAGAAAGAAAGAACUAUUGAAUGCCCAAUGUUCAGCAAAGAUGACAGUGCAAAGGGGAAGACCUGCAGAUGUUUUUGGACAUUCAGACUUUGUAUAGUUAAAAUACCUCAUUGCCUCUGGAAAGCAUGAGCAUUUUUUCCUCCAGCUUUUGUACUUAAAUGAUGUUUUAUUCCACUAGAAUUCAU
Gymnogyps californianus (California condor) is the source of this 1112-nucleotide messenger RNA. RefSeq lists its product as uncharacterized. NCBI's taxonomy places the organism in Eukaryota, Metazoa, Chordata, Aves, Accipitriformes, Cathartidae. The transcript has 7 exons. Gene Ontology annotation, cellular component: membrane. The record is from RefSeq and is a predicted model, not a curated record. The coding region runs from base 142 to 810 and encodes 222 amino acids.